Phytophthora nicotianae INRA-310 is the source of this 1484-nucleotide messenger RNA. RefSeq lists its product as hypothetical. Lineage: Eukaryota; Oomycota; Peronosporomycetes; Peronosporales; Peronosporaceae. The coding region runs from base 1 to 1332 and encodes 443 amino acids. The transcript has a single exon. The record is from RefSeq and is a predicted model, not a curated record. Gene Ontology annotation, cellular component: membrane.
AUGAUGGACAUGACACCCGAUAACGCGGUAGCAUCGGAUGAUUUGCCACAACGGAGACUCGAAGCUGGCGGGAGAUCUCCAAGUGUAGAUGGUCAUCGCACACGAGACCACACUUGGGCUGAUCCAGUACCAGUAGCUGACAAGGAACAAAGUGACGAAGCAGAAGAUCUGUCGAGAAACGCUGUGAGCACUCCAGAGCGUACCCGCGCCACGGCACAACAAGGAUCCAUGCGUACAAUGAUGAAACGUGUGACAAGACUGUUCCAGUCGGAAGAUGAAUUGGAUCCGACAAAACGUAAGGCACACUACCGACGAGGUUCGAUUCUAAUCAAGCACUUAGAGGAGAAGCAGGCUUCAGGUAAAGCAACGGAAACCGAUAUGAAGUUCUUCGAGGUAGUCAAGAAGAGGUUUGAUGCCAACUUCAUGGAGUCUCGAACAAUUAUCUCGCUCUCCGUCUUCCAAACGGGGUCCAAUCCCAUGGAUGACCCCUUUGCAGUCAUUCACAUGCCUGUGGAGAUCCAGCAAGGUUUCCGUCGCAAACUCUUCUCGAUCUUCACACUGCAGCUACUCGCAGUUAUCAUACUGAUUGCCUUUUUCUCCUAUGUCCCAGCAAUCGCAGACGCUUUCGAAAAAACCUUCUCCAAUUGGCACUACGUCUUCGUCAUGUUUGUGCUCAUGGUGUUGGCUCUGCUCUGGCUGUACUUGGUGAAAUACCGCUUCCCGCUCAACUUCAUGGUUCUCGGAGUGUAUACCGUCACACAGAGUCUGUUCUUCACCGCGUUUGACUGCUUGUUCGAGACCAAGGCCAGUAUCUUCAUCUUUACCUUCCUCUUCGGUAUCAUGGGGGUCACCACGUUACUGUGUACAAUAAUCAUUAGACGCUCGUUCGACCCGAAUGUCCAACCGACGUUGAUCAGCUACCCAGUCGUGCUUUUAAUCUCCUUCUUCUUGGGCUUCGUGACGUCACUAUUCAUCUACUUUUUCUACAUGGUGGAUGUGGUUUCGCCGCUGCAAUACAGUGCGUCACUCGCGGUCAUGCUGUUGCUCAUCAUGUGGUUUGCCUACGAUGCGUCGUGUAUGAACGAGAGACUCUCCCCAGACGAGUACAUGCAAGGGAUGGUGUUCUUCUACACCGACAUGGUUCUCUUCUUACUGUUUUUAAGCAUUAUUUUCGUGGCCUGCUUCGCCUGCGAAGGUGAUUGCGCAUGUUAUGGCACUGCAGAUAUCGUCCCGAUCGGACGAGGUGGUGGUGGUGAUGAUGACGAUGGAAUGGACGAUGAGAGUAAUAUCGGGGACGGUGGUGAGGGAACCGAAGGAGAGCCGUCACAAUAAAAUGUUAUAUUUUCUUGAAUAAGAAAAUGUUAUCCCCCUGACAAGAAUUAAAUACGAGGACGUAAGUUAUCGUGCAUCCACCGAGUAAGUCAUGCAAAAUGGAAAACUGUAAGCACUCGAAGCACAUACAUAAAUCUAUAUGCUUUUUCCAA